Messenger RNA from Alternaria atra, 585 nucleotides. RefSeq lists its product as uncharacterized. NCBI's taxonomy places the organism in Eukaryota, Fungi, Ascomycota, Dothideomycetes, Pleosporales, Pleosporaceae. Bases 1 to 585 code for a protein of 194 amino acids. The record is from RefSeq and is a predicted model, not a curated record. The transcript has 4 exons.
AUGAAGACCUCUACUAUUCUCACCGCGACCAUGUACGUCCUUGCUACUGCCUCGCCUGUCCCGAGCCCCGAAGCGUUAGCCACCAGCGAUAUCUGGAUAGGCUUGAACUUGAACAAAUGUCUCGUCAAUGCCGAAGUCAUUCCUCAGGCCAAUCUCGAAGCCCAGAAAAUCGUCGCCAAAGAGGUUAUUGAUGCAUACAACGCCUGGGACAUCGAAAGGAUCCUCGGAUACCGAACCCCAGACUGUAAGCAACAAGUCCUACCCACCACUCUCAACCGUGCACCCAAGAGCAACGACGAGUACCGCGCAUAUUUCAAGUCCAUAGAGCCUCUGUACAUUAACUUUACGGCCACUGUCUUCCAAGAGACGCAUGACCCUGAGACGCACACAUGUAUCAUACAUGCGCGGAGUACGGCUCAGACGCCGAUCGGGCCGUACGGGAAUGAGUACGCACUUAUCCUGACGCUUACAGAGGACGGUACGAAGGUUAGAUACUUCGAUGAGUUUGUCGAUUCGGCGUACACUCUGGAGUUUGGGGCGAGGAUGGCUGCCUUCUUGGCGAAUGGGACGUCCACUGGUCACUGA